AUGGCUCGCGAAAAGGUUGUCGACUGGACAAGUUUACUCGUCCUCGUCGCUGAAAACCUCCUCACCACGCUUCCUCCUGGCCAUACGCUCCUUCUUCUUCUUACGGGCCUCGGCGCUGGUAAGCUUCUUGGCCUUCUUGGUGCUGACAAUCUUGUUGCCCAUGGCGUCGAACUUCUCCUCCUCCUCGCCCUCGUCGGCCUUGAGGCGGGGACCAGAGCCCUGGCCCUGCACCCAGUUGUGACCGGAAGGCGUCAUCUUGCCGUCAACGACAGCCCAGACUUCCUCAGUCAGGUCCUUGGUGAACUCGGACGAGUGAGUGAUGAUGAUGACACCACCCUCGAACUUCUUGAGCGCCUUGGACAGGGCACCGAGAGAGUCACGGUCCAAGUAGUUGGUAGGCUCGUCCAGGACGAUCAAGUGAGGACGCUGCCACGAGCAGGCGGCAAGGACGACCUUGACACGCUGACCACCAGACAGACCGCGCAUGCGCGAGUGGGAAACCAGCUCAGCGUCCAGACCGAAGUUGGCGCAGUGGCUCUCAAUCUCCUUACGGACCAGAGGACGGAACUGACCAGAGGCAAGAGCCUCCUUCAUGUCGACCUCGGCAACCAUCUUCUGGUGGGAAGCGAGCAGCUCCGAACGAGGGAGCCAGGCGUUGUCGGCCGACAUCAUGGGGACCCAGCGCUCGUUCUUCAUGCCAAUGUUCUCACCCAGAGCGAACGUGCACUCGUACUCGUACGAGUUCUUGAACUUUCUGCGGGCGUUGAUGCCGAUGACGCGGCGUUGGGUACCGUCGACCUUGAAGACCUUGUCCAUGGCCUUCUCGUCCUCCUCGGUGAUGAUCUUGUUGGCACGGUCCAUGGUCUCACGGUCCUCACCAGUCUGGAAACGCCACUGGAUGUACUCGGAAGGAGUCUUGUCCAAGUGGUUAUCGAUGUGGGCGAAAGCGUGCUGCUUGAUGUAGGCGAUACGGAUGUUCUCGUGCUGGUAGAUCUCACCAGCAGUGGGAAUGAGCUCACCAGUCAGGACGUUGAUAAGAGUAGACUUGCCGGCACCGUUGGGACCAAUGACGGCAAUACGGGAGCCCAGAGAGCACUGGAAGGUGAUGUCGCUGAUCUGGGGCUUGGAGGUACCAGGGUACUGGAAGUCCAUCUUGGUGGCACGGAGAAUGGCCUUGGCCUUGGUCUUGACACCCUCGAGGAAACCCGGCUCGGGGAAGGUGAACUCAAUCUCAGAGGCGCCGAGCUCGUAGUUACCACGGUAACGCUUAAGCUUGAAGCGCUCGUAGUGGAUGAUGUGCUGGCAGACAUUGUCGAGGAAGCCGGAGUCGUGCGACACGAUGAUGGAAGUGCAAGGAGAGUUCUGGAGGUACUCCUCGAGCCACUUGACGUUCUUCACAUCCAAGUGGUUGGUGGGCUCAUCGAGCAGCAGGAUAUCGGGGGCCUCGAAGACGGCACGGCACAAAGCCAGCUUCAUCUUCCAACCACCAGACAGAGCAGUGAUCUCACCUUGAACCAUGGCGUCGGUGAAACCGAACUCGUUGAGGCGCUUGAUGACAUCAUCACGGGUAACCGAGACCUUGGCCUCCUCCAACUUCUUCAUGGUCCAGUCAAUGGUGGUCAUCUCAGUGUCAGCAGAGUCCAGGUCGUGCUCGACGAACACGGUCUUGACCUCGUUCUGCUUGGGGAAGCCUUCAACCUGCUCAUUGUUGAUGGCGCGCAUGAGAGUGGACUUUCCGGAACCGUUGGGGCCGCAAAGACCGUAGCGCUGGCCACGCUUGAGACGAAGGUGGGUCUGGUUGAGAAGAAUCUUGGCACCGUAGGCGAGCGAGAAAGUGCAGUUGCACAGGUCCUCUCCCUCCUCGUCGUCAGCCUCCUCCUCCUCGGCAUCGGCAAGACCAGGGGAAGCCUUCUUGCGGAGGGCCUCGACGAUGCCCUCAGCCUUGGCAUCGCCAACGAUGACGCUGACGUAAGGCUUAAGAGCAGUAGUCCAGACAGCGGAAUCGACCUCCUUCUCGUCAACGAGCUGACCAGCAAUGGCGGCAAUGUACUCGAUGACGGGGGCGAACUUCUCAGCCUUGGCAUCCUUCUCGUUGGAAAGAACGUCCCGGACGUGAGCAGCGACGGUAGCGACGUCACCGUCGUUGCGGCGCUCGGGGAUCUUGCCGUUGACGACGUUACCGACACGGGUCAGAGUGUCAAGACCCUGCUUGGUCUUCUCACGAGCCUCGGGGUCGGCCAUGUUCUCGUAGUUCUUCUCCAAGUUGGGCAUGAGCCUGGGAAGGAAGGCAGAGACGAUGUUGGGGUCGUCGACGAGCUUGCACAUGUUGUCGACGAUGACAGCAGCCUUACGCUUGAUGGCAGUGUCACGCUCUUGAAGACCACGCUCCAGGAGAGGAACCAUCAGGGCCAGGGUGGGCUCAGUGACCUCCGUGACGAAAGUGGUGGCACCCAACAGGUGGACGGUCUCAGGGACGUUCUCGGGCUUAGCAAUACACUUGAUGAGCUCGGGAAUGAAGCGCUCGAUAUCCCUGUUGACAAUCAAGCUGCAAAUCUUCUCCAUGAUCUUGUAGGCAUGCUCCUUGACCUCCUUCUUGGUGUCCCACAUGGCAUCACCAACGACGGGGAUGAGGUCGGGAACACGAAGGGCAGUCUGGGCGGGUGCGGUCCUGACGAGGGUCUCGAUGAAGUCGAGAACAGCAAUCUUUUCAGGCCACUUUUGGGCGUUCUGGAGCGACUCGAUCAAGUGAGGAAGGGCGGCCUUGACGGAGUUGGGGUUGAUUGCCUCAGCAAUGGCAGAAGCGGCAGCAAGUGCUGCGUUCUUGACAGAUGUGAUCUUGUCGCCGGCAGCAGCGAACACGCUCGGCAGAAGGACAACCAGGAAAGGCUCGACGUGAGCCGAGACCUCUGA
This is a messenger RNA of Pyricularia grisea, 2910 nucleotides long. RefSeq lists its product as uncharacterized. The transcript is spliced from 2 exons. The record is from RefSeq and is a predicted model, not a curated record. Bases 1 to 2910 code for a protein of 969 amino acids. Lineage: Eukaryota; Fungi; Ascomycota; Sordariomycetes; Magnaporthales; Pyriculariaceae.